Messenger RNA from Paramuricea clavata, 1820 nucleotides. The record is from the annotation of a GenBank genome assembly. NCBI's taxonomy places the organism in Eukaryota, Metazoa, Cnidaria, Anthozoa, Malacalcyonacea, Plexauridae.
AUGCAAAUUUCUCACACUGAGGACGAGGUUCCUCAUUUUGAGGACAAGGUUCCUCACUCUGAGGAGAAGGUUCCUCACUCUGAGGACAAAGUUCCUGACUCUGAGGACAAGGUUCCUCAGUCUGAGAACAAGGUUCCUCACUCUGUGGACAAGGUUCCUCACUCUGCGGAAUGUGUUCCUCAUUCUGAGGACAAGGUUUCCCGCUCUGAGAACAAGGUUCCUCACUCUGAGGACAAGGUUCCUCACUCUGAGGACAAGGUUCCUCAUUAUGAGGAACAGGUUCCUCACUUUGAGGACAAGGUUCCUAUAUCUGAGGACAAGUUUCCUCAUUCUGAGGACAAGGUUCCUCACUCUGAAGGCAGGUUCCUUACUCAGAGGACAAGGUUCCUGACACUGAGGACAAGGCUCCUCAGUCUGAGGACAAGGUUCUUCACUCUGAAGGCAGGUUAAUCACGCUGAGGAAGAGUUUCCUCACUCUGAGGACAAGGUUUCUCACACUGAGAACAAGGUUCCUCACAUUGAGGAGACGGUCCCACACUCUGACACCAAGGUUCCUCUCUCUGAGAACAAAGUUCUUCACUCUGAGGACAAGGUUUGUCACUCUGAGAACAAGGCUCCUCCCUCUCAGGACAAGGUUGCUCACUCCGAAGGCAGGUUCCUCACUGUGAGGACAAAGUUCCUCACUCUGACUACAAGGUUCCUCACACUGAGGACAAGGUUCCUCACUCUGAGGACAAAGCUUCCUCACACUGAGGGCAAAGUUGCUCUCUCUGUGAACAAGGUUGCUCGCUCUGAGGACAAGGUUCAUCACUCUGAGGACAAGGUUCCUCACACUGAGAACAAAGUUCCUCACUCUGAGAACAAAAUUACUCACUCCGAGGACAAGGUUCCUCAUUCUGAGGACAAGGUUCCUCACUCUGAAGGCAGGUUACUCAAUGUAAAAUCAAUGUUCCUCACUCUGACGGCAAGGUUCCUCAGUCUGAGCAGAAUUUCCUCACUCUCAGGACAAGGUUCCACACUCUGAGGAAAAGGUUCCUCACUCUGAAGUCAGGUUCCUCACACUGAGGACAAGGUUCCUCACCCUGAGUACAAGGUUUCUCACUCUGAAGGCAGGUUCCACACUCUGAGGACAAGGUUCCUCUUUCUGAGGACAAGGUUCCACACUUUGAGAACUAGGUCCUCACUCUGAAGUCAGGUUCCUCACAUUGGGGACAAGGUUCCUCACUCUGAGGACAAGGAUCCUCAAUCUGAAGGCAUGUUCUUAAGUCUGAGGAGAAGGUUAACGUUCCUCAGUCCGAGGACAAGGUACCUCACUCUGAAGGGAAAUUCCUCACACUGAGGACGAGGUUCCUCACUGUGAGGACAAGGUGUCUCACUCUGACUACAAGGUUCCUCACACUGAGGACAAGGUUCCUCACUCUGAGAACAAGGUUCCUCACUUUGGGACAAAGGCUGCUCACACUGAGGACAAGGUUCCUCGCACUGAGGACAAAGUUCCUCACUCUGAAAACAAGGUUCCUCACUCUGAGGCAAGUGUCAUCACUCUGAGGACAAGGUUCCUUACACUGAGGACAAGGUUCCUCACUCUGAGAAAAAGGUUCCUCACUCUGAGGACAAGGUUCCCCAUUCUGAGGACAAGGUUCCUCACACUCAGGAGAAGGUUCCUCACUCUGAGGACAAGGUUCCUCACUCUGAGGACAAGGUUCCUCACUCUGAGGACAAGGUUCCUCACUCUCAGUACAAGGUUCCUCACUCUGAGUACAAGGUGCCAGAAUCUGAGGACAAGGUUCCUCAUUCUGAAGUCAGGUUCCUCACACUGA